AUGCUUCUGCAGCUUGCGCUGGCUUCCAUGGCCCUUGCCGCCCCAACAAUGCACGUCGAGAAGGCUAAUGCAUGGCAAUACGGCACUGGUGGUGGUAUCGUUGGUUUCGUCGUCCUCAUUCUUGACCUGAUUGUCAUCAUCGAGGUCCUGCAAUCUACGCGGCCAGUCUCCCACAAAGUCGGCUGGAGUCUUCUGAUCUUCCUCUUCCCUAUCAUCGGAAUCAUACUCUACUGGCUCUUCUCCAACCGAGAACAACACAAGGCAGCUGGAGGUUACGAGGCUAUUCCAUAG
Lithohypha guttulata is the source of this 291-nucleotide messenger RNA. RefSeq lists its product as uncharacterized. The transcript is spliced from 2 exons. The record is from RefSeq and is a predicted model, not a curated record. The coding region runs from base 1 to 291 and encodes 96 amino acids. NCBI's taxonomy places the organism in Eukaryota, Fungi, Ascomycota, Eurotiomycetes, Chaetothyriales, Trichomeriaceae.